Panicum virgatum (switchgrass) is the source of this 1811-nucleotide messenger RNA. Its product is annotated as putative cyclin-dependent kinase F-2. The transcript has a single exon. Bases 8 to 1078 code for a protein of 356 amino acids. Gene Ontology annotation, molecular function: cyclin-dependent protein serine/threonine kinase activity; ATP binding. Gene Ontology annotation, biological process: regulation of mitotic cell cycle; protein phosphorylation. Gene Ontology annotation, cellular component: nucleus. The record is from RefSeq and is a predicted model, not a curated record. NCBI's taxonomy places the organism in Eukaryota, Viridiplantae, Streptophyta, Magnoliopsida, Poales, Poaceae.
UCGAGAGAUGAAGCGCCCCGAAGCCGCUGCCGCAGGAGCGAGCCGCAAGAGGAGGCGCUUCUCCGUGGGCAGCACCGAGCACUACGAGGAGCUGUCCCGCCUCGGCGAGGGCAGCUUCGGCGCGGUCGUCAAGGCGCGCCACCGCGUCACGGGCCAGGCCGUCGCCAUCAAGCGCCUCACCUUGGCCGACGCCGACGGCGGCCUCGCGGAGGACCCGAUGCGCGAGGCGGGCUUCCACGAGGCGUGCGGCGACAGCCCGUUCAUCGUCGGCUUCCACGGCGUUGUCCGCGACCCGGCCACGUCGCGCUUCUGCCUCGUCAUGGAGUGCGUCGACGGGCCGAGCCUCCACGACUACCUCAACCGGCGCCGCCGCGACCCGCAGCUCCCGGAGGGCGCGGUGCGAACCGUCAUGUGGCAACUGCUGACGGCCGCCAAGAAGAUGCACGACAGCGGCAUCAUCCACCGGGAUAUUAAGCCCCAUAACAUCCUCGUCGCCGGAGAUCACAGUGCAGUCAAGAUCUGCGACUUCGGGCUCGCCAUGUCCACGUCCGACGCGCCGCCGUACGAGCAGGCGGGCACGCUCUUCUACAAGGCGCCCGAGAUGCUGCUGGACAUGCCCGUCUACGGCACGGCGGUCGACGCCUGGUCCCUGGGAUGCGUCAUGGCGGAGAUCAUCAGCGGGAGGCCGCUGUUCCAGGGCUGCUACGAGGACGGGCAGCUCUGCGCCAUCUUCGACGUGCUCGGCGUGCCAGACGACAGGACAUGGCCGGGGUUCUCCUCCACGCCGUUCGCCACCAACUUGCUGCCGGAGCUGGACGUGCAUCAGAACAACUACCUGCGCGAGCUGUUCCCCGAGGCGACCUUGUCCAAGGAAGGAUUCGAGGUCCUCAACGGCCUCCUCACCUGCAACCCCGACAAGCGGCUCGCUGCGAAAGACGCGCUCGAGCACGUGUGGUUUGCCAAGGUCGACGAGUUGAAGCUUCCGAGGAAAGAUGAGUUGGCAUCGGCAUUGCCCGGGAAGAAGAUGCUCAUGGUUCGUGCGGCUUGUGCGAAGAAACGAAAGCUGCAGUGUGUGUGACUUCAGAAUUCUUUGCAUACAAGGAUAAGAUAACUUCUAAGUGUCCUACUACGAGAUCUCUUGCACUCCUGCAGUCAAAUUUCAGAUGCAUGAAGCUGCUGAUGUUGUAAUUUCAGAUACAUGUGUUCAAGUGCUUAGUAUACUAACAGAUCCUAUAUGGCUUAUGUACUGUUUGUGAACAAUGUGAUUCAGUAAGUAGCAUCGUUGAAUCCAUCCUGUGACGAAUUUUGCUGUCUUUCUGUUUUUCUUGAGCAUCACAACCCAAGGAUUCACAAAAAAUCCCGUCCGGCAGCCCGCCAUCAGCACGUCGAUCCCUCCGGCAGCCCGGCGACUACGUCGUCGAUCCUAUCCGGCAGGCGCCGUCCGCAACGCUGCCGUCCAAUGCUGCCGCCGCCGCCGUCCAAUACAACUACUCCCGACAUGAUGGUCACUGCUGUUCCAGCAAAGAAGAUGACUGCAGCUCCAGCAAAUAAGAUGGUUCCCAAGAGAAAGCUAAACUCGGAUUUAUGAUCUAUGUGAUGUAUCGAAGCUGAAGUAUCUGGACAAUUAAAAAUUAAUCAGUUACGUGAGAUGUUUGGUCACAAGUAGUUAUGCUAGUGUGAACUUAAUUUCUGUAAUUUCUGUGAGCUUUGAAUCUUUUUCAAUAAGGCUUUGAACUCAUUUGUUUCGUGAUUUGUAAACUCAUUUGAGUGAGCCUAUGAGCUAAUGAUUUGAACUUGUCAUUAUUUUUUUA